AAAAAGAUAAGAAAAAUAAUCGGUUUCCGGAAUCAUGGCUUCCGCAACAAAAAUAAAUCAGUUUUCUCUUUGUUGAUUACCCUAACGAACGUAUCAGAUGAAUUUAUCGCGUUUUCACGGUAUUGUAUUCAUGGAUCUAGUCAUAGCCUACUAAAUCAGAUUCUAUGGACUAAUAAAACAAAAUGAUGGAAAGAAAAGUUCGACUGAAAACAGUCAACCCUUUUAUUACUUGUUAUAUUUGCAAAGGAUAUUUAAUUGACUCUACCACCAUCACAGAAUGUUUACACACUUUUUGCAAAAGUUGCAUUGUAAAAUACUUAGAGGAGAAAAACACAUGCCCAAAAUGCCAUAUUGAAAUACAUCAAAGUUACCCUCUUAACUAUAUAAGUUUUGACAGAACCAUGCAAGACAUUGUAUAUAAGCUGGUACCAAAUUUGCAAGAAAAAGAAUUUCAGCGUAUGCAAGAUUUUUACAGAAAAAGAGGAUUAACUGUACCUUCUAGUAUAGUCAAUGAUGAAAAUAGUAAUGAGUGCAAUAAAAGUCAAAGUCAGGAAAACCAUGAAGAUGAAGAUCACCAUCGUAGUGAUGAGCAAGUCAAUAUAUGUUUAGAGUGCAGAGCUCCAAAUUUAAAGCAUUUAAAGAGAAGAUAUCUACGCAUUUCAUCUCAGGCAACAAUCACACAUUUGAAGAAAUUUGUAGCACUCAAGCUUUAUAAUAAUAUCAAUAGAUUCAAAGAGGUAGAUAUAUUGUGCAAUGAAGAAAUAUUAGGCAAGGACCAUACUUUAAAAUUUGUGUCUGUGACACGAUGGAGAUCAAAGGAUGCACCACUCUUACUUCAUUACAGACAGAGAGUGGCUGAUUUGUGACCAAGUAUUCCCAUUGAAUGUGUAUAUACAUGAUUUAAUGUUAUUGCUAAAGUCAUAAUGUUGUGGGGGGGAGUGUGAAUGUGUAAUAUAAUUACAUAAAUAUUUGUAAGCAAAGCAUGCUUGUUUUAUUUCAUAGAUUGAUGUAUGAAUGCUAUUAAGAUUGAUGUAGCAUACAAGAAAACAAAUGGGGUGUGUGUCAGAUUGAUGGUAAUGAACUUGUGAUGUCUUUUGUUUUUCUUGCAAUUCUGUUUCAUGUGAUUUUUACUGAAUUAAAUUUAUCUUGUGACAGAUAAAUAAAAGAUUUUAAACAAUAAAAAUGAUAUAAAUCUUAA
Molecule: messenger RNA, 1198 nt
Organism: Biomphalaria glabrata
Lineage: Eukaryota; Metazoa; Mollusca; Gastropoda; Planorbidae
Product: polycomb group RING finger protein 3-like
Exons: 8
Coding region: 183-866 (227 amino acids)
Biological process (GO): regulation of transcription by RNA polymerase II
Cellular component (GO): PRC1 complex
Source: RefSeq, a predicted model, not a curated record